AUGGUUGUCAUCCACAUCGUAUUGUUCAAAUUCAGGAGAGACACAUCCGAAGCAAUCUUGAAGACCUUCGUCACGGAGCUCAAGAAGUUGAAAGCCUUGCCGUGUGUCCAAGACCAGAAGCUGGAGGUGGGAGGGCCUUCGAUCACCACUCCAGCGGCCCGGAGCCAAGGCUUCCAGUACUGUCUCUUGAGCUAUCACAAGGACCGUGCUGCGCUGGAUGCGUACCAGGCCAGCGCGGAGCAUCACCGUGUAACGAGCCAAUACAUGUGGCCGUUCAACGAGGAUUUGGUGCGUUUCGACUUUGAAACCGACGAUGGCAUCGACGCACCCUCGACGGCAGCACUUACAGCAUCGGCGGUGACUACUAGCUAA
Cyphellophora europaea CBS 101466 is the source of this 372-nucleotide messenger RNA. RefSeq lists its product as uncharacterized. Bases 1 to 372 code for a protein of 123 amino acids. NCBI's taxonomy places the organism in Eukaryota, Fungi, Ascomycota, Eurotiomycetes, Chaetothyriales, Cyphellophoraceae. The record is from RefSeq and is a predicted model, not a curated record. The transcript is spliced from 3 exons.